UUCAAACGGGUGUAUGGAUCUAAUGCGUUGACACAACCAGUAACAAGCUAAUGUUUAGCCAUUUAUGUUUUGUUAUAUUUAUCACUGAUUAAAACGUUUUACGAAUGGCAUUCAAUUAUCAAAAGUAACCUCGAAUUUUUGGCGUUUGUAUUAUGAAAGCGGCCGUAUAGUUGUUGGAUACGUCCGUUAAACUUUUCAAUGAGUUCUCACAUCGUCACCCCGGGUCCAUACAGGGCCACUAAACUGUGGAAUGAAGUGACUAAAUUGUUCCGGGCAGGGAUGCCCUUGAAGAAACACAGGCAGCACUUCCGAGUUUAUGCGAACUGCUUCACUGCAUCAGCAGCUGUGGACUGGCUAAAUGAGCUCCUGAAGAACAACAGCAAUUUUGGGCCUGAGGUCACCAGACAGCAGACUGUCCAGCUGCUGAAAAAGUUCUUCAAGAACCAUGUUAUUGAGGAUGUGAAAGGUCGAUGGGGAAUGGAAGAUCUGGAGGACAACAGCCACCUGUACAGAUUUCCAUCAACAUCUCCGCUGAAGCCUAUUCCCAACCGCUCCCCUGUUAAGAGGAAAAAGAGCAUAUCAAUGAUGGACAGGGAGGGUUUCUUUAAAUUCAGAACCUCGAAGAAGUUUGACAAAGAAUUUUCGGAAAAUGUGGAUCCAGAAACACAAGACUCUACUGUGGAAUCUGUCUUCAGUGAGACCGAGUGCUGUAGGGAACUCACAGAGGACGACAUUCAAGUGAUUUGGAAGAAUGUAACACUUACGCAUUUGCAGAAGCUGUUGGGAUCAUGGUGUCUUGAUGAUGUUUUGGAUCCAGCCCAAGUCAAUCCUCAGUUCAUUGUGUAUAAUAUGACCAAAGUGAAUAAACACGGAGUUGUUUCCUUGGAGGACAAGACAGAGGAUUUGCCACAUUGGGUUUUGUCUGCCAUGAAAUGUCUUGCAAACUGGCCAAAGUACGACUCGAAUCAACCAUCGUACCCAGGCUUUGAACGGGAUGUUUUUAAAACGAUCUCCGACUAUUUCUACAGUCUUUCUCAGCCCCUGCUUACUUUUCAGUAUUAUGAACUGUUUGUAAACAUCCUGGUUAUGUGUGGCUACAUCAAGGCUCCUAAAGUUCAAUGCGGGAAGCGUAAAAACCAGGAGGAACCGACCUACCCUCAGCCAACCAAAGCCCAGCAUUUGAACGCUGCCAACCUGUUCAAAUCAACUGAAUGUUUACUGAUGAGCUUAUUAAGAAAAGAAGUCUGUGAUGAAGUCGAAUCCCCUAUGAAGGAAGUUUUUAGUUCUAAAGCAGAGACUAAGUUUGAAAGACAUAGAGCACAGCAGCCCAUAUUUAGAGAUAGAAGAGCCAGCGCCGGAGACCGGCUAGGUGGCUGUUAUCUAGAAGCUCAAGUCGGCCGGCUGCGUUCCAGAAGUUGUUCUAUGGAGGGAAUUGUAGAUAACUCAGUGGAUUCUUUUACCAAAAAAGAACUGUUCAGGUCAUCGGAAAGUUUUCAUUUCUCUGGCAGUGAUAAAUCGUUCCCCCAAACAAAUUCUCAAUUGGAUCAUGAGGGAUCUGCAGUUUCUGCAAGCUCUUGUCCUGGUGAGACUGAUCCAAAGUUCCAAAAUGCUAACAGCAACAGUACAAGCUCCCGACUACCUUCAGACUUCCGUCGACCCAACCAGAAACCCCCCAGGGCCCGGCCCAGAAGCAUCGGUAACUUGCUUGACAUAGAGGAGAACACUGAAAUGUCUACAAGCAGUUUUAGCAUCCACGCUCCUGUGGCUGAAAUUACAAUGAGACCAGACUGUUCCUCUAGCAUUGACCUCAGAGCUCCCGGUUGGCCUGUGAGUUUGCAUGGAAGCUGCAUGGAUGUUAGAACGGGUCCGACCAUUAGCAGACGCUGUCAGAGCUCUCUGGACCUAAGCAAACCUGCACCCGCUUGGCCUCCUUUGGUUCCUUUAGCACGCCGCUUCAGUCCUGAGCAAAGUCUGCUGCAGCCAUCUCUGGAGCGCGUGGCAAUCGAGGCCCUUCAGCUCUGUACGUUACUCCUGCCACCUGCCAGUCGCCGGAAGCUCCAGCUACUCCUGCGAAUGAUCUCGCGCAUGAGUCAGAAUGUGGACAUGCCACGACUGCAUGACGUCAUUGGAACCCGCACACUGCUGGUGCAGACGUUCUCCAGAUGCGUGUUGAGUUGUGAGGAGGUGGAUGAUCUGGACGAGCUUUUGGCUACGAGGCUUUUAUCGUUCUUCAUGGAUCACCACCAGGACAUCAUGCAGGUGCCCCUGUACCUACGUAAUGCAGUAGAAGAUCACAUCAGCUAUCUGAAAUCACUGACCACAUGCCCAGGCUCUGCUGUUGCCAUGCCGACAUUCUCAUUCUGCAGGCAGAUCAGCCCUCGCGUGUUUGAGGAGCAGAAACUCUCAGUUUCUCAGGCAGCUCUUGCUGACCUAUUGGAGAAUCUCAUCAAAGACAAGAACAUGUCCGUGAAAGAGAAGAAAAAGAAGCUAAAACUGUUUCAGAAGGAAUAUCCUGACAUAUACUCGAGACGUUUUCCCACAACGGAGAGUGAAGCUCAGCUGUUUGCAGAUAAGCCAAAGAUAAAGCCACCAAUGCUGUUAAGCAUCAAAAAACCCAAAACUUUCAGUAUUCGAAGCUGAGCGCCUCUUAAAGUGCAUAUGACAUUCAUAUAUGGGAGACAGUUCUGGUGUUGUGGGUGUGGGAUGCUCAGAUUUCUUAAAUGGAAUUCAAAUCACUUCAGUUUGAUCUGAACUGUAACUUGAGUUGAAGUCUCAUGUGGGUUUUGCAGAGUAACUUUUAAUGUUUUUUCAGUUAUAAUAGUUGUCCGUCAGUUUUAUUGUUAUUUAUUUAAGGUGUUUGACUUGUUGUAAGUUAUUGGGAGUUCUCACUCAUAGUGUCACAGUGGAUUCAAAACUCAGAAGAUCCAUGGCAAAUUUUAUGCAAGUACUUUUCAUAUGCUUUAAAUAUGGAGCUUCUUUUGAACAAGAUGAAGGUAGACAAUUUGUCUUUUUAUGUUUGUUUCAUUUUUAUUUUCUUUUUUUGCUAUCAUCCUUGUGUGUGUGUGUGUCUUCAGGUACGAAAAACGUGUUAACUCAUACUUGGAAGUAUAAAGAAAUGUUAAUAUAACUCUUUUCUGUCUGACGGGGUUUUCCUGUUUACAAAGCCAGUAUGGGCUAAUUUGCACAGUUUUUUCAUCUUGUAUAUGCCAAAUUUUGUCAUCUUUAUGUAUAUAUUUUCUCUCUAGUACGUAAAACCUAUUAAUUACCUUACUUGGUGUGGAUUGAUCAUCUUGCCAUCUGCUUCUGUACUGUUUAAAAGUUUACAUUUGUAACCAUCAAAUGGUUCGAUACUUAAAAGGGAGUCUGAUUUACAUUUGAUGUUUUAUCAAUUUAUUGAAUGAGCCCAGAUACUUGUACUGUUCCUAUUCUAUGCAAUAAACCAUUUUGAA
Messenger RNA from Triplophysa dalaica, 3449 nucleotides. RefSeq names its product DEP domain containing 1a (gene depdc1). Bases 199 to 2640 code for a protein of 813 amino acids. The record is from RefSeq and is a predicted model, not a curated record. The transcript has 12 exons. Gene Ontology annotation, biological process: intracellular signal transduction. Lineage: Eukaryota; Metazoa; Chordata; Actinopteri; Cypriniformes; Nemacheilidae.